UCAACACAAAAAAAUCUCAUCACACAAUUUUCGAAAAUGAAUCAGUUCGUUCGCUAUUUACGACAUUACUGUACAAAACCAGAAUUGCCAAAAUGUGACUUCAUCCCUAAAAAGUACAAGGGUUUGUCCUACAAUGAAAUGAAAGAAAUACGAAACUUAAACGUCAAUCCCGUUCUUAAAACUUAUUAUAGUGAACCGCUUGCCUUACAUCAAGGUUAUAAACAAUGGUUAUUCGAUAUUUAUGGAAAACGUUAUUUAGAUAUGUUCGCGGGAGUGUGUACAGUUGCUGUUGGACAUUGUCAUCCAAAAAUUAACGAAGCUGUGAAAGAACAAAUGGAUACAUUAGGUCAUAUCACAACUCUCUAUUUCAACACAAAAUUGCAAGAAUAUGCUAAGAAGUUGGCUGGAAAAUUACCGGGUAAUUUAGAAAGUAUCUAUUUUGUAAACAGUGGUAGUGAAGCAAAUGAUUUAGCUUUAUUGAUAGCUAGAGCUUAUACUGGAAAAUUUGAUGUUAUGUCUUUGAAAAAUUGUUAUCACGGUAUGACUUACCAAACUAUGGGAUUGACAUCAAAUAAUACUUACAAGUAUCCUGUAGCAGGGCCAGCUGGAAUGUUUACGACUUUAAAUCCUGAUGUUUACCGAGGAUUAUGGGGUGGUCAGAACUGUCGUGACAGUCCCGUUCAAACAGACAGAUCUUGCAAUUGCAGUGGAGAGUGUCAGGCAGGUUUGAAAUAUUUGGAACAAUUCGAACAUGAACUCAAACACGAUAUUCCAAAUACUGGCUUAGCUGCUUUUUGGGCGGAAUCUAUUCAAGGUCUUGGAGGAGCUGUUCAAUAUCCCAAAAAUUUCAUAAAAGGUGUUUAUGAGAUGGUAAAAAGUAAAGGUGGACUUUACGUAGCUGACGAAGUACAAACAGGAUUUGGAAGAACAGGAGAACAUUUUUGGGGUUUUGAAGGACACGGUAUCGUUCCAGAUAUAGUAACAAUGGCUAAAGGAAUCGGUAACGGCUAUCCUUUGGCGGCAGUAGCAACUACCCCAGAAAUUGCCAGUGCAUUAACAAAAGCAGCACAUUUCAAUACUUUCGGAGGAAAUCCAAUAGGAUGUACAGUAGGCAAGACUGUACUUGAGAUUAUCGAAGAAGAAAAACUUCAAGAAAACUCUAAAAAUAUUGGAACAUACUUGUUAUUGAAAUUGGAAAAAUUAAAAUCAAAAUUUAGUAUAGUGGGUGAUGUUCGUGGGAAAGGAUUGAUGAUUGGUGUCGAAUUAGUUGAAGACAAGGACUCUAAAGUGCCGUUAGAUGCUGCAAGAAUGAUGAAAUUUUGGGAAAAAUGUCUUGAUCUCGGAUUAAUUAUUGGAAGAGGUGGUUUGCAUGGAAACGUAAUAAGAAUAAAGCCUCCAAUGUGUAUAACAAAAGAAGACGCCGAUUUUACUUUAAAAGUAAUGGAAAUUUCCCUGAAAGAUGUAUGAUGCAAGCAAUUAGUAGUAUACUUUCUUUUGUAUAUGUAGAUACGAUUUUGAUUUCAGAUAAUACAAUGAAAAAUAGAAUAAACAAAUUUUAGAUUAAAA
Diorhabda sublineata is the source of this 1566-nucleotide messenger RNA. Its product is annotated as alanine--glyoxylate aminotransferase 2, mitochondrial. Bases 37 to 1467 code for a protein of 476 amino acids. The transcript has 8 exons. Gene Ontology annotation, molecular function: pyridoxal phosphate binding; L-alanine:glyoxylate transaminase activity. Lineage: Eukaryota; Metazoa; Arthropoda; Insecta; Coleoptera; Chrysomelidae. Gene Ontology annotation, biological process: glyoxylate catabolic process. The record is from RefSeq and is a predicted model, not a curated record. Gene Ontology annotation, cellular component: mitochondrion.